AUGGUUUCCUUCCUCUUUUGCUGAGCGUUUGCCUUUCAUUGCAAGUCGGAUCUCCAGGGCGCGGCUCGAUCAAACACUUUUAAAUUAGUCCCUUAUUAUUAUAUUUUUGUGCUUUACUGAUACUAUUUAAAUUACGUAGCCUGGGGAGGCUCACUGAUGUAUCUUUGCCUUUGCAGAUACGUGACAGCGACCUUUAUGUGAGGAGCUAACCCCGGAGAAACGGGUCGUAGCCGGGAGGAGAGAGACUCGAAGCGAGUGGUCCACGGAUUCUGUUAUUUUUCUUGCUUUUUUUUAUCUCACUUGCCAGCAGAAUAAGGGAGUAAAAUCUCCACCCUGCUGCAUCGACAGACUGUACCUGUACGAAACUAUAAAAGCUCACAGGUGUCCCAGCAGAACCCCGGAGAAUGGAGGCCGUUGCCAAAUACGAUUUUAAAGCCACUGCCGACGACGAAUUAAGUUUUAAACGUGGAGAUGUCCUGAAGGUUUUAAAUGAAGAAUGUGACCAGAAUUGGUACAAGGCAGAGCUCAAUGGGAAAGAUGGCUUCAUUCCCAAGAACUACAUUGAAAUGAAAGCACAUCCGUGGUUCUUCGGUAAAAUACCCCGGGCGAAGGCAGAGGAGAUGCUGAACAAACAGAGGCACGAUGGGGCCUUCUUGAUCCGGGAGAGUGAGAGCGCGCCGGGGGACUUCUCUCUCUCCGUAAAGUUUGGGAAUGACGUGCAGCAUUUCAAAGUUCUCCGUGAUGGGGCAGGGAAGUAUUUCCUGUGGGUGGUGAAGUUCAACUCCCUAAAUGAGCUGGUGGAUUAUCACAGAUCCACCUCCGUGUCGCGGAACCAGCAGAUAUUCCUGAGAGACAUAGAGCAAGUCCCCCAGCACCCCACAUACGUGCAGGCGCUGUUCGACUUUGACCCCCAGGAGGACGGCGAGCUGGGGUUCCGGCGUGGGGAUUUCAUCCAGGUGCUGGACAACUCCGACCCCAACUGGUGGAAGGGAGCGUGUCACAGUCAGACAGGGAUGUUCCCCCGCAACUACGUCACCCCCGUCAACCGGAACAUGUAAAGCCCGGAGGAGUUCUCCCCGAAAGCGGAAAGCGGAAAAACAGGAAGAGGAGCGUGUGCGUGAUUCCCAGACUCCACCCCAGGGUGGCUGAGAAAAACCAAUCUGAUACUGAGAAUGUUCGCCUUGACAGUGAACGCUGCAGUCUUGAUGGAACUGUCAUUAAUAUAAAAGUAUAUAUAAAGAAAAACAAUAAAAAAGAAAAAAAGUGUAGAGCACCAAAAUCUAAGUUAAAAUAAAAGACAAAUUAUUUUAUCUCUAGGUUCCCACAGCUGCUUCUGCCGUCUCCUUUGUUUUUUUGUUUUGUCUUCUUUUGCGCAUGUUUUAGUUACUUUAAACACACAAUCACACGCAAAAAAAGAAAAAUCCUAACGCUGUUUAAAAAUUGCCAGACGCAAAUUUUAAAAGGAACUGGAUGCCAGCGGGGCGCCACGUCUCCUCCAUGUCAGAGACCAAAACUUCACCAUUAGCAUUUUUACAUUGGCCUUGGACUCUUUAAAUCAAAGUAUAUAUAAAUCUGUUUUUUUAAGAAUAUAUAUUUUUUGUGUUUGUCUGUUUCUUUCACCGUAGUUUGUUUUUUCUAAUGUAAAUUAUGUUUGGAUUUGUGUUAAUCUUGUUAAAACCGUAGCAGCUCUGGGAUCAGUCUGAUUGGUUAUAAUUGGACUCUCUGACUGCUUUCAUGCUAUGUAGUAUGAUACUUCAGGUAUAGCAAUCCCCUUUUAAAUUGUUCCUUCCCCUCUUAAACCUUCAAAAAGUAAGACGGAUUAGGAUGGAGGUACCCCAAAUACUUACAGAAAGGGUAGCAGAGUCCUUUCGUCAUAGGAGGGGUGGUAUCUGAAACAAGUACAGUCCAUUCAGAAGCUGCCCGCCAUUUGGAAAAUGUUUUUUACGGCUGUUUGCUGUAGGAGUAUGAAUGUGGGAGGCCCAGGGCCUUGGGAAAAAGUAAACAAGCUUAGAGAAGUGAAGCAGUUGGUUGCCAAUUGGUUUUAUAGACUAAAUGAUAUGAGAUGUAUAUGUACACAUACGUGUGUGUAUAUAUAUGGUUUAAACAGAAUUAUCUGGAAAGAGUCAGGAUAGAGCUGGCUUUGGAACAGUUUCAAAGGAGAAGGGGUCUUUCAGAUUAAGAUGGAAUUGUUUUAUCAAUGUGUGUGUUGGUCUUAAAAGGUGUACGGUUGAGCACUUUUCUUUUUUUUGUCUUUCGUUUCUCUCUUUGAUAGUGCCUUUUUCCAUUUUUCCCCUCUUAUGUUUGUGUCUUCAGGCCUCCUAGGUGAUUUCCCCAGUCAGGACACCGUUGUAAAUAACCUGUUCUCCCAGUUGUUGCAUUUUGAUGAUCAUGGAAAAAUUAUUUCAGCGACUUUACCUUUUUAUUAUUUAAAUGUUUUGCCAUCUCUUUCCUAAUGAUACUUAAUGUUUUCUUUUUUUUUUUGCAAUUAAUAAAAUAAAAUGAUAAAAAAGGAACUUUUACUGAUAGUGUUUUAGUCCAAGAGAUGUCACUUAGUGGCACAGGAUUAUUUUUCAUGCAGUAUCAAAAGACUGUAGGCUCUUUUGUUUUUUUUUUCCCAACCAGUGGAGCCUGGAGAAGAAACAGUUGUAUCUCUAGGUGUUUAAAAUCUGAAUGUAUCAAGAGGGCUCUAGCUCUUGUAAAGCCAACUGCAACACAGUGACUCUGAAUGCAGCUAUUUUUUUUAAUUUAAAGGGGUGCUGCAUCAAAAACAGUGGUCUCGGUUACUUUUAUCCAUUACUGCAAAGAGUACAGUCUUGUGUUGUUACUCGUGUAUUUUGUGUGGCCAUAUGUUUGUUUAUGGUUUAUCUCUCUAACAGUAAUUAAGGCCAGGGGUGUCAAUACAUUCUCUUGAUUUGGACUAAUCUGAAUAAAGAAAUCGGACAAAACCUGUGUACUUUUUAAAGUAUCUGCUUUCAAUAAGGUCACUGUUGAUUUCUUUGUAGGUGUUCCAUUUGUUAAAAUGUACAUACUUUUGUUGGACAAAAACCCAACGUGUUCCUCUACAGCUGGUAACUUUAAACAUUAAAGAUACCAAGGCAAAACCUUGUUGCUAUUCUCAGAUACACCUGAGCCAUAUGUACAUCACAUGAGCUGUUCCUGUUUUCGCGAUUGUCUUUAAUGAAAUUUAAUCUGAGUCGUCUGUAUUUUAACUAAAAAAAAAGCAUCCAAUAUUUGUUAUUGCAAUCAUAAAACUGUGGUGAUAAUAGUAAAAAAAAUCUACACGUAUGAAGGACAUUCCUGUGUCCACAUCAUUUUAAAGUCCCUCCAGUAUUCUUCGUUCUUUCAUUGACAACGAUUUGCGUUUGUAAGAAUUGCAAAACACAGCAUUCUUUUCUGUCUGUACCUGUAUUAUAGAAAAGUAUUUUAAAUGAUCAUCUAACAUUCCUGCAGUGUUUGUGCAUAGACCGCUUGCCCACUGUGCAGCAUUUUUUCACAUGGUUUCUAUAAAGGGUUAUGACUCGGUGCAAAGUGUACUGAGAUGGUGCUCGGUAUUUGAAGUAUCUCGCAUAAAAAGAGCUGACUGCAGUGGAUUUAUUAAAUUGUUGAUAAAUUAGUUACUGGUGCAUUUGGUAUUUUGUUUCUAUGGUAAAUCAGAACCUUGCAGUGAGUACUUUAUCCCUCGGUUGUCUAAGGGAAGAUUGUGAGCAAUCUAAAUUUAAAGCUUGAGCCAAAGCAACUUGGAUUAAUACUCUUUCUUCAAAUUGCUGUGUUUUACCCAUUUAAUGUUUUUUUGUGAUGUCAGAGAGCCUGUUUAUGUGCAAACAUUCCCUACAGUGUAAGAGUAAAAUCAGCAUGUUAAUUCUGAGAAUUUUGGUAUCGGUUGGCACCAGUUACAGAAGAGCUCAUUGGUCUGAACUAGAGUAGUGCUUCGAGGCCGAGAGCUCUUAAGGGUUACUUCAGCAUGUGACAAUGUCUGUGACAACGUGUACGUCUUGGACCUCACGGUCAGGGUUGCCAUGGUGCAAAGGGAGGCUAGGAUUUAUCUGUUUUUGUUUUUUUAAGUAAACUUCUGGUACUGAGGAGAAGAUGUCUAAGGACUGUUGCCCUGUCUUGGGUUAAAUUGUCUCUCUUUUUCUUUAAGGAAGCUUCCAGUUGUUUUGAGUGCUUCUCUGGUUUGAAUUAGGCUGAAUUCUACUAAAUGUUUUUCCCGUUACUGCCUAGAAUUCAUAAUGGACUUGACGAACUGCUGGUCUUUUCUCGAUUGGAACUGCCUUGCACUUAUCCCUACAAACAAUUUAAAGACUGUGUUUCCCUCCACUCUACCCUGUUCAAUGUAGCAUUUAAAACUGUAGUUAUGCAACUUGGAAUUAAAAGAAUUUUAAAAAUAUCAAAGGGUUCUUGUAAAAUUCAGAAAUCUGGGCUAUUUUUUUAACUUAAAAGAUUGUGUGGCGCUUUUCAAAAAUGGUACUUUUUUUUUUCUCCUGACCAAAAUUAUUUGCUCUUGGUGGACAGUGAUGUAUCCCAGAAGUUACCUCAGGCCUAAAUGAGGAAUCUGGGUGGACGUGAAUGUUAGAGAGAGAUGCUCAUUUGUUUUCCAUGUGCUCAAGCUUGCAGACCCCUUUGCAAAACUCAGAAUCGAGAAUUUAAAACCCUUUGUAUAGUGCUAGAUUGUACAUUCAGAACUACUUCCCCUUCUGUAUGUCGCUUGGGCUUUAAGAUUCAAGUUGUUGUAAUUUUUUGUCAGUCUGCCUUCCUUCAUGAACCUUUAUUAAAACGUGACAACCUGUGGCGUACUUAAAAGUCCAUAAUUGUUCUUUUUCAUUACUGUGUCUUUUGUCAUCUUCUCCUGAAUUGUGUUAACUAAAGUGACAUAUUACACCUAGACCAUGUGAUUGUUGACUUUCUACUGGAGAUGUAUAUAAGAAAGUCUCAAGAGACAUUUCAUGUACACAUUAAAAAUCAGUUUAAAUGAAAAAA
Molecule: messenger RNA, 4977 nt
Organism: Lepisosteus oculatus (spotted gar)
Lineage: Eukaryota; Metazoa; Chordata; Actinopteri; Semionotiformes; Lepisosteidae
Gene: grb2a
Product: growth factor receptor-bound protein 2a
Biological process (GO): signal transduction; regulation of MAPK cascade
Cellular component (GO): nucleoplasm; plasma membrane; cytoplasm
Molecular function (GO): epidermal growth factor receptor binding; phosphotyrosine residue binding
Source: RefSeq, a predicted model, not a curated record